Messenger RNA from Siniperca chuatsi (mandarin fish), 2579 nucleotides. It is a transcript of the gene slc52a3-2a, whose product is annotated as riboflavin transporter 2. The record is from RefSeq and is a predicted model, not a curated record. The transcript is spliced from 6 exons. Gene Ontology annotation, molecular function: riboflavin transmembrane transporter activity. Gene Ontology annotation, cellular component: plasma membrane. Gene Ontology annotation, biological process: riboflavin transport. NCBI's taxonomy places the organism in Eukaryota, Metazoa, Chordata, Actinopteri, Centrarchiformes, Sinipercidae. The coding region runs from base 269 to 1615 and encodes 448 amino acids.
UACGUGCUCUCACACCCCUUGCCCCAAGGAGGGUUUAACGACGCACAGACACAGUUUACUUCACAGGACUCCUGCUCCUUUCUCUCUGCAGACAACUCCCAAAUUCUCCACCAAACAGCAUUUAACACUGUGCUUUGAGGACUAUCUUCUAACACUUUGCAAUAUCAGAGACAGACACCAAGAGUACUUCAGUAGUAGUUCAGGGAACAAGCUCGCUUUGCUUCACGAGGGGGUUACAAGGAUUUUCACAGAAAAACACACCUCCAACAUGUCCCUUCUCACCCACCUGUUGGCGUGUCUGUUUGGGAUGGGCUCCUGGGUCUCCAUCAACGGCCUGUGGGUGGAGCUGCCCCUCAUUGUCCCCCAGAUCCCAGAGGGUUGGUACCUGCCCUCUUACCUCUCCGUCCUCAUCCAGAUGGCCAACGUUGGGCCUCUCUUCGUCACUCUGAUGCAUCGCUUCCGGCCUGGUGCCCUGAAUGAGACGGCUGUCAUAUACGUGAUCAUCGGCCUGGGUACUGUGGCGAGCUUCUUGCUGGGUUUCUUCUGGAAGGAGACUGUUGUUGUAGCCGGUGUUCCUCGCAGUGUGGCCCUUCUCGUCUUAACUUUCUUCCUCUCUGCUGUUGACUGCACUUCCUCCGUCACCUUCCUGCCCUUCAUGAUGCGCCUCAAGCCCCAGUAUCUGACCACCUACUAUAUUGGAGAGGGUGUGAGCGGCCUGCUGCCUGCUCUAGUGGCUUUGAUCCAGGGUGUUGGGGUGGUACACUGCAUUAACAGUACACAGUCACUAAACCACACCCUGAACACCUCCAACAGUGCUUUGACCUUUGACCUCCGGGCUCAGUAUCAGCCAGCCAACUUCUCAGUUGAGGUGUUUUUCUUCUUCCUCAGUGCCAUGAUGCUGGUGUGCCUGGUGGCGUUCCUGCUGCUGAACUACCACCCAUCUGUGGCCAGGGAGCAUCCAAACGGUCGAUACACCAACGGGGUGAAAGACAAAUCUCAGAAAAACAGGAAGUGGGCCGAGCAGAAGCCCAUGAUGGAUCCAUACAGAUCUACAAACCAGAAGCCCAGAAGCAGCUUUGGCACUGGCUCUUACAGCUGGAUGCAGGUGUUUUAUAUCUUUGUGAUCCUGGCUUGGGCGAAUUCUCUGACUAACGUGGUGCUUCCCUCGGUGCAGUCCUACUCAUGCCUGCCAUACGGGAACAACGCCUAUCACUUAUCAGCUACCAUGGCUGCUGUGUCAAACCCUCUCGCCUGCUUCAUCGCCAUGUUCUUCCCUAUAAGAUCUCUGCUGUUGAUGGGAGCUCUCACAGUGAUAGGCAGUGGAGUCGGAGCUUAUAUAAUGGGCAUGGCAGUGCUGAGUCCAUGUCCACUGCUGGUUAAUGAAACUUCAGGUGGUGUCAUCAUUGUGCUGGUCUGGAUCCUCUUUGUUCUCACUCUGUCCUAUGUGAAGGUGAUCAUCGGCGUGAUCCUGCGUGACGAGGGCCACAGCGCUCUUGUGUGGUGUGGAGCUGUAGUGCAGUUGGGUUCUCUGCUAGGAGCUGUGAGCAUGUUUCCAGUGGUCAGUGUGUACAGCUACUUUUCAUCAGGGGACCCAUGCAACACAAAAUGUCCCUAAAUGAAGACGCCACGCAGAAGAGACUGGAGGCAGAUAUAGAAAAGGCUCGACAGGUUUCACAUCUUUGUUGAACCAAGAUGUUCAAUGGAGGAAGCCUAUUAACCUCUUAAGACCCACCCUUUCUUUGGUAUUUUGGCCAAAUGGAAAACCCACCGUUUUAAGAGGUUAAUUGUUAUUUUUUGUUGGGAUUUAUUUACUUUGCAACAUCUGAAUCUGAAUCUGUCAUUUGAGAGCUCCCACUUGUUACAAUUAAAGUUAACCACAAAGAUAUAGGUGCAUAAAUACAACAGGCGAGCUCAUUAUAAUGUAGCCUUACUGACCAUGCUUCUUCAGACAGGGUGAAAACUUUUCAGAUGCUGAAGUGGUGAAUUUAUGUUGUGUGAUGAAUGGUUGAUAGAUACAGUUCGGAUUUCAAGAGGAUUACAUUUUGGGUCAUAUAAAUCUACCCUGACAACAGCAUGUGUGGUGGUACUAUAUAGCCAGAGUGGCAAUUAUUAGGGAUAAAACAACUAAUUGCCUACUCUUUGCCUUUAUGUUAUAUCUUUUUUUAGAUCAUCAUCACCACUGAACUGACAAAUAAGCAUGGUGAAAAUUUGUGUAACUCCAAAAACUUAGAAGCAUAUUUGCGGUUUCAAACUUUAAGUUUACUUUACUUUAACAUCAACACUUAUUUGUGAGUCUUUCUUAUUUGUCAAGUCUUAGGUUCAACCUGUUUAUUUUUCUUAAAAUGUGAUGUACCUUUCUAUUUAUAUGUGACUGGACUAAAAGUUCAUUGUAUUGAGAGUAACAAUAUCUAGUACAGUUUGUAGAAAAAUGUAUUUACAUAAGUUGUGUUGAAACAAAUGAUUUGUAAUAUAAUAAUUCUGCAAUCACAUUAUUAUUUUUUUAAAUUUACAUGUGCUUUAACCAUAUUGUUUAUUGUAUGAUUUGAAAUUACACUAUAAAGAUCCCAACUAAAGGAACA